Closterium sp. Naga37s-1 is the source of this 3993-nucleotide messenger RNA. The record is from the annotation of a GenBank genome assembly. Lineage: Eukaryota; Viridiplantae; Streptophyta; Zygnematophyceae; Desmidiales; Closteriaceae.
CUGGAUGCAAAGAGCAACGAGUGCAAGGCGCUGCAGGCGCAGCUGCAGCAAGCACAGUGCAGCGAGGCAGCCAUGGCUCUGUACGUACCCACUCUCUUGCCGCCCUGCCUUCGUCUCCCCGCCUUGCCUUCCUUACGCUCCGUUUGCUUGGAUAAGCUCUGGCACGUAUUGUGCAUGCAGCAGAUAGAGCUGAGCAAGGAAGGGCUGCUCAAGAUGGCUCGCAUGGCAGCAGGCGGAGCAGCCACAGACGCAGCCGCUGCUGUCGGUACCACCAGCACCAGUCGCAUGGGCACAGGCAUGGGCAGCAGCGGUGGUAGGGGCAAGCAGGGGAAGGGGAAACAGGCGUGGAUGCUGGAUGAUGGAGGGGAUGAUGAGGGCAGAAAUGGUGGCAGUGGUGACGGUGGUGGUAGCAGCAGUGAUGCUGGUGUGAUCUGCGUGCUGCAAUACACGCUCAUGGAGAGAAACAAGCAAUACAAAGACCUUCUCACCAAGUUCUUUCAUGAGGCGCAGUACAGAGACCUUCUCACCAAGUUCUCGCGCCUCACCUCGCAGCACUCGCUGCUCGCCUCUACCAAUGCCCGUACUGCUAAGUCUGCAGGUACUGCUAAGUUUGCAGGUACUGCUAAGUCUGCAGGUACUGCUAAGUUUGCAGGUACUGCUAAGUCUGCAGGUACUGCUAAGUCUGCAGGUACUGCUAAGUCUGCAGGUACUGCUAAGUCUGCAGGUACUGCUAAGUCUGCAGGUACUGCUAAGUCUGCAGGUACUGCUAAGUCUGCAGGUACUGCUAAGUCUGCAGGUGGUGGUGGUGCUGCCGCUGCUGUUGCAUCGGCUCGCGUCCCUCCCCGCGCCCCUGCCCCUUGUGUGAUUGUAGGAGGGGCGUUGCAGGGGGUGCCAGGCCUUCAUAAGAAGAAGACGGCAGCAAAGGGAGCAGUGCAGCAGCAUGCCCAAGAAGCACAGCUCGAGUCACAGUUACCCGCGGUGCAGCCUGUUUCGCAGGCGGCGCCACACGUGCAUGUGAACAAUCCUGAUCCUCCGCAAGGAGGGAGAAGUGUUGAGGGGAGGGUGCGGGGUGGUGAGGUGGGGGAGGAAGGCGAGGCUGCUGGCGCAUGCAGUGGUGUGUCCCGAGGGCGAGAGGGACCAGUUUUUGAGUCGACUCGGAAAUCGGCUGGUGGAGCAUGUAGUGGUGUGUCCAGAGGGCGAGAGGGGCCAGGAGGAGUGCACGGGGGGCAGCGUGCAGAGAAAGAUGUGAUAUGCUUAGAUGAUGACGAUGAGGAGGAGGAGAAGAAGGCAUAUGAAGAGGCAUGUGGGGUGGCAAGUGAAGUGGCAUGUGAGGAGGAGGCAUGUGAGGAGGAAGAGGAGGGUGAGGGCGAGGAGGAUGAUUUCCUGGAAGGGUUGCUGCAUGCUGCUGAUGACCUCGCCCCCCCUGCACGCACUGUUCCUGCUGCCAUGGCCACCGGACGGGCACCCGCAGCAACAGCAAAGGUGACAGCUGCAGCAGACAGAGUAGUAGCAGGAGGAGGAGGAGGAGGAGGAGGAGCGGAAGCAGCAGCCGCAGCAGGAGCAGGAGCAGGAGCAGCAGUGAGAGCGUCAGCACCCCCCGGCUGUGUAGGCGAGGUGGAGGGCGAAGGGCGGAGAGGAGGAGGUGUGGCAGGUGUGACGGAAGGGAGAGGAGGAGAGCGGGCAGGUGCAAGAGAGGGGCAUGUGGAACAAGUCUGCGAUGCUGGUGCGGCGGGCAGGGGAGAACGGGGGGAGGAGGAUGAAAAGGGCAGGCGAGGGGAGGUGGAGAGUGAGUGGGGAGAGGAUUGGAUGCAAGGGGAGGAGUAUGGUGAUGGGCACGAGCAGAUGGAGCCACCGCUGUCACAUUCAGCCCUCCCAGCCCCACAGUUCUCUCGCCUCGCACACUCCUCCCUCCCCUCUCUCAAGCGCCACAAGCCACAACCCGCCUUCCUCCCCUCAGCCCGCGCUGUAACCCUCUCAAACGGCCCUCAAUACCUUAAUAAUAGCAAUAUUCAGCAGCAGCAGGUGCAGCAGGGAGGGCAUUCAAGGGGGCAGGUGCAUGUGCAUGUGUCGGGACGCAAGGCUGCUUUUAUGCUGGCUCCGAAGCAUCUUCCUGGCAUGAACGACCCGUGCGUGUAUGCAGCUCCUGUGCACAAUGCUGCUGGUAAUAAGAGCAACACCAGCAGCGGUGGCACCUCACACACUGCUGCCGCCAUUGCACCUGCUGCUACUGCCAAUGGUAUCGCCACUGCCACAGCCGCUGCUGCUGCUGGUGGUACUGGUGCUGCUGCUGCCACUGACUCUGCUGCUGCUGCUGCUGCUGCUGCUGCUACUGGUGGUACUGGUACUGGUACUGGGGCAGGCAUAAGACCAGAGGCGAGGACAGACACAGGGCUGGAGACAGGAGCAGGGAUGGAAGCAUGUCCCACUAGCAGUCUACACAGCCAACACCUGGCAUCUGCGUGCACCUCUUUGCCCUCGUGUGCUUCGCCUCCCCGUCCAUCUCUCUCCGCUGCUCCUCUCGUGGCCAUGGGUCCUGACGGCAGGGGUGGGGUGCAACGGGUGCUCAAGCUAAGCAGCAGCGAGCCAUCACGGGCCACACUUCCUGCCAAGCGGAAGCUGGUAAAGAACAAGGCACAAGCAGGAGCAGCAAGAGGGAAGGACAUGCACCGCAUAGAUGGCACGUGCAACCACCCACCACUCGUCCCUCUUUACUGCACCCCGUGCUCGUCGCCCCUCGCUACAAUCACACCCAGCGCGUCACUCCACGCUUACACGAUAAACCCCUCGGUACACAACAGCCUCACCACGAGAUCCGUUCCGCCGUUACAAUCACUCUCCAAGUCCGGUCUUUUGGGAAACGCUCGCGAUCCGAACGCGCCUAAGGCCCAGCCGCGGCGGUAUGAGGCACCUGCGGUGCGUGUAGCACCCGUUUCGCUGAGCCAUCGCCACUGGCAGGGGCAGCAGCAGGGGCAGCGGCAGGGGCAGUGGCAGGGGCACGGGGAGCGGAAGGAGCAGGGGGGAUUGCAGCAGCGGGAGCAGCGGCGGUGGGUGACGUACAUGCCGCGGCCAGGGGAGAGCGCCCCGCGCACGGUGACACUGCUGCCUGGGGAUGGCAUUGGCCCGCUCGUUGCUGACGCCGUAGUGCAGGUGCUGGCGGCCAUGCGGGCACCGGUGCAGUUUGAGGUGUGUGAGAUCAGUGGCAGGAUGCCGCGCCUGCCUGCAGAAGUGCUGGACUCGCUGCACCGCAACGGCGUUGGGCUCAAGGGCGGCCUCGCCACUCCUGUGGGCGGCGGCGUGAGCUCCCUCAACAUGCGUCUGCUGGUGGUGCGGGAGAACACGGAGGGCGAGUACAGCGGGCUGGAGCACGAGGUGGUGCCAGGUGUGGUCGAGUCCCUCAAGGUGGUGAGCAAGUUCUGUUCAGAGCGCAUAGCGCGCUACGCCUUCCAGUACGCGUACCUCAACGGGCGCCGGGCAGUCACGGCGGUGCACAAGGCCAACGUCAUGAAGGUGUCAGAUGGACUCUUCCUUGACUCCUGCCGCCAGGUGGCGCAGGCAUACCCGCAGCUGCGCUACAGCGAGGUCAUCGUGGACAACUGCUGCAUGCAGCUCGUGCGCCGCCCCCAGCAGUUCGACGUCAUGGUGACGCCCAAUCUGUACGGCUCGCUGGUGGCCAACACAGCAGCAGGCAUCUGUGGCGGCUCCUAUCUCAUGCCCGGAGGCAACGUCGGCGACAACGCAGCGGUCUUCGAGCAGGGCGCAUCAGCAGGCAACGUGGGCAACGAGCGCAUGGUAUCAGAGCGCACGGCGAACCCCACAGCGCUGCUCCUGUCAGCAGCCAUGAUGCUGCACCACCUGCACCUGCCUGUCUUUGCUGACCGAGUGGAGGGGGCAGUGAAGGGCGUGCUGGCAGAGGGGGCCGUGCUCACUCCCGAUAUGGGGGGUAGGGCCACGACGCAGGAUAUGGUUGAUGCGAUUGUGGAUAAGCUGGGGUAG